This is a messenger RNA of Cygnus atratus (black swan), 5204 nucleotides long. RefSeq names its product proline rich 5 like (gene PRR5L). The coding region runs from base 1545 to 2645 and encodes 366 amino acids. Gene Ontology annotation, cellular component: TORC2 complex. The record is from RefSeq and is a predicted model, not a curated record. Lineage: Eukaryota; Metazoa; Chordata; Aves; Anseriformes; Anatidae. Gene Ontology annotation, biological process: TORC2 signaling. The transcript has 9 exons.
CCGGCUCCAUGGUGCUGCCGAGUGAGUCAUUUCCAAACCGAAUGUCUCAGUCGCAGCCUUCCCCCCGGGAGACACAAUAAUUCUGAAACCGGGGGUGAAGGGAAAGAGAGUUUUUCCCUCCCCUCUUUUGCUAAAUAGAUUGAAUUAACACGUAGCCGCUGCAGGAGAAGACAAAAGCCGUGAGCAGCGGGCUGCCUGUUAGAAGAAGUGAAGCAUAGCUCCAUCCUUUUCUCCCUUCCCUCGGGCCUCUCCCUGGUGGUGAUGCCACCCGCAUUUUCCUGAGAAGCACUGGGAGCCUCUGUGCCCAGGGCUGUCCGUUUUCGUGGACGAAAUCUACUUUCCGUUCCUUCGGCUGUCAAACCCGUCCCCGUCCCCUUUGCCGCGGGAUGUCAGCUGCAGCCAAGGGUCCUGCCAGCAGUGACCCCAGCCGACGCCGCUCCUGGCUGUCCGUGCUGAAAGAAUAGUCCAAAGCAGGGCUAUUUUUUUCUGCCUUUUCCAGUCAUAUGAUGAUUUGUUCAUGUAAGCAGGCUGUCUCGAGCAGAGGGACUUUUUGUUUGUCAGCAACAAGUGCUGAACGUAUUUAUAGGCGAUGCUGCAAUUCUGUGGUAUGAGAGGUUUCAGUUAUGCAGAACUCGAAGGUACCUGGAUCAGAGUGCAAGAGCUGUUUACAUCUUUCAUACAGUGCUGUGUGUGCAUGCAUAUUUGAAGUAUACACCCAUAGCUCUUAUUUCACGGUGAGGCAGCAUGUCCUAGAUACAGAAGCUGAUGCUUAGGCUAUGUAGUUUUGAUUUGUUUUGUUUUUCUGAAACAGAAGCUACAGUCCAAUUGUGCAGUAGUUCCUAAUGGUAGACACAGACCAUGGGAGACAAGACGCUGCGCUGUCCUGAUAAACCGGCUUUCCUUAAACUCGGAAGCCACCUAGCUAGGGGUAAAGUCCUGUCCUCUGACCCCUGUGAACAACUUUGUGAGUGCUUUGGCAACAAAAAAUGACCUAGAGCUGAAAAUAUGUACAGUAAGAUAUACCAGCUAUUUUGCAGCCAUGUGAAAGAUGUUAGGUUCGAGAAUACGAUCUGUGGCAGUAACCCAAAUCUAAUGCCAUUGCUGUGCUGGUAAGUAGAGAACUGUGAUGCAAAAGCACUUUGCUUUCUUUUUUUGCUCAUUACAUUCUUUUAUUAAUGCUAUUUAUGUGUCUCACAGCCAGGAGAGACCACCAUGAUUGACUGACUUGUCACACAGGGUGCAGAGCGCUCAGGGAUUCCCUCAGCAGGUCUGCGACUUUUUGUUCAGCUGUAACGUGCAGGAGAUUCAUCACCUUAAAAGUGCAACCAAAUUACUAAACUGAAGGAUGUAAAUACAAUUAUUUUGUGUUCCAAAACACAAGAAAAAGCAGACUUAACAGCCCAUGUAAAUGAAAAUUUCACAGUAAUCCAAGACAAGUUGCAGGCUGAGUCCUUGGAUUUGACGACUUGAUGCCAGUGAGAUUCACACUUGGACCUUCAAGAGGAGAGACUUUCUGACAGCCCUGCUCCACUCCACCUGACCCUAUGACUGGGGGGUUCACCAUAGCUCCAUCCUUUGCUCUCCAGUUCCACAAGAUGGGUUCUUUCAGAAGGCCACGGCCUCGCUUCAUGAGCUCCCCAGUCCUCAGUGACCUGCCACGUUUCCAGGCAGCCCGGCAGGCUCUGCAGCUCAGCUCCAACUCGGCGUGGAACAGCGUUCAAACAGCAGUGAUAAAUGUGUUCAAAGGGGGAGGCUUGCAGAACAAUGAACUUUACACCCUCAAUGAAAAUAUCAGACGACUGCUGAAGAGUGAACUGGGAUCCUUCAUCACUGAUUACUUUCAGAACCAGCUCCUUGCGAAAGGCUUGCUGUUUAUAGAGGAGAAGGUUAAGCUGUGUGAAGGUGAGGAUCGCAUUGAUAUCCUGUCUGAAAUUUGGGAUCACUACUUUACAGAGACUCUUCCAACACUCCAGGCAAUAUUCUACCCUGUCCAGGGUCAGGAGUUGACUAUCCGUCAGAUUGCUCUUCUUGGCUUCAGAGACUUGGUGUUGCUAAAAGUGAAGUUGGAAGAAAUUCUUCCUCUGGUCCAGACAAAGCUCCCAGCUUCCAUUGUCCAGAUGCUGUUGAUUCUGCAGAGUGUCCAUGAGCCCACUGGCCCUAGUGAGGGCUACCUACAGCUGGAAGAACUGGUCAAGCAGGUGGUGUCACCGUACUUGGGUUUGUGUGAGGAUCACAGCUUCUCUGGUGGCACCUGCUUGCUUGAGAGACGGUACUCCAGAUCCCGUCCUAAGGCUGGUGCACUGAAUUAUUCGUCUCACCUGGUGACGAGUCGGCAGCCCAGCGAGAUGGCCCUGACGCCGCUGACAGAGCAGGAGGGGGAGGCUUAUCUGGAGAAAUGUGGCAGCAUCCGGCGCCACACCGUUGCCAACGCUCACUCGGAUAUUCAGCUCCUGGCGAUGGCCUCCAUGAUGCACACAGGGAUGGUGAUCGAGGAGUCAGACAGUAACGACAAAUGCCUCCUCCUGCAGCCCAGCUUCAGCCACAGGCAGUGCUCCAGCGAGCCCAGUAUUGCUGACGGGCCAGAGGGAGUCAUGGCCGCAGGUAGGCAGGACUCUGCAGAGCUGAACUGCACGUCGGUCAGCUAGAAGAAGCCUUGCUGAGGAGAGGAGAACUGUAUGCACUAAGCUGGACAAACUGUCUUGUCAUCCGCGCUGGGAAAAGAGGAAAACUCAUGUUUUGCUCCAGUCAUUGAAAUGGCCUUGUGGGACCUAAUGUCUCUUUGGGAAUGCUAGAUUUGUUUUUCUUUCCUGUUCGUGAUCGUUGUUGAUAGAGGUACCAGCCUGCUCCCGAACGAGCACUGAGGGCUGCAAAGUUGAACAUUGCAGUCUACUUUAUAUAAGCUUUCGUUCUGUACCAGCCCAAACCUUCUGGUCUCAGGUUUCCUUCUGUUUCCUUGGUAUGAUAUAAAUUAGCCUCUUUCUGCUUUUCUCUGUCUUUCCCGGUUUCAUGCUACUUGUUUGCUCUUUGCUCCUGCAGUAUAAAGCCCUGUGCUGAAUGUUCUGGCUGCUUCUGGCACUGGAGUGGGAAUGGCUGAGGACUGCAUUUUUUUCUUUUUAAGUUGAACUCAGGGGUGAAACCACUUGUCUUGCAGAAAGGUCUGCUCAGGUGGCUUGUGAGAGAUCCUUUGGAUCCUUUGCUUGCCUCCCAUGGGUGUGGGUUUCAAGUCCAAAUCUGAAGAAACCAGAUUUUUUCCCCCCGUACCUGAACAGAAGUGAAUAUACGUGGCAUCUCAGACAAGCACUUCAAGUGUACUUUAUUUAGUUCCAGUAAUGGUGGUGUAAAUUGGGUGCAGAGGAGGGAGGUGUAAAUUAGGGACAAAAUGCAGUCCUGAGCAUCCUGGCACUUGGCAUUAAUUUUCUCUCAAAAUUUUGGCAGUGGUAGGGCUGCAAUGAAAGGAGAAACCUAAGUGGAUCCCUCCAGAAAGGCAAUGCUCAGCAGUGUCUGUGCUUCUGUUGUGAGAGAGAACUGAAGGUUCUCCAGGCUGGGCCAUCCCCAUUCCAGCCCAGGAGGUGACAUACAGGAUUUCAUCCUUGGGCUGCGCUGGGUACUCCCUGCACGUGCAGAUUUCGUGAGACCAAAGACAACCAGCUGGGUGCAGGAAGGAGCCUGUCUCUGUAGUACAUUCGUGAAGUGCUUCUGACCUCCAGUGGUAUCUGGUUCAGUGCAGCGUUUCUCUUAAGGUAAAGCAAGGGCUGUUUGCAGCCUUUGUUUCUGUUUUUAUUCUGAAGAUCAGGAGUGGGUCCAGCUUGCCAGUGUCUUUGUGUGCCAGGCGCUGCAGCCCGCAGUGCUUGCGUUGUAGCCCCACUCGGCACUCAAACGCUGCUUCUAUGGGAACAGACCCGAUCUGUUCGAGCAGUCCCCUGGGAUGCUCUGCUGAUGUCUUGCUAAGCAGAUUUGCAAGUGUAAUUACAGGCUUAGAGGUGAACUGAAAUGCUGCCUUAAAUGUCAAAUCCCAUUAAAAAAUAUGGGUAUAACACCACUGCCACUAGAAUCCAGUCCCUGUGGUACUGACUGCAAAUAAAUCUAUCCUGACAAGGAAACAGAAGGUUAGGAUGAGAGCCUUCAGGACGUUUCUUUUUCGCACGCUAUGACAUCAGUUAGAGUUUGCCCUGCUGCUGUUGGGCAUUAAGCACCCUUUGCUGCACUGAGAGUACAGCUCAGACCUGUCAGGAACUGGCCUUAGGAGCACAUGCAGCAAAACACAAGCAGAUUAUUUUGUAACAAAGCAUCUGAAAUAGCAAAGCAUUGCUGAGCAUCAGCUCACGCUGAUAAAUAAGGGUGUUGCUUUGCUUCCUGUGGUUUGCAAGCCUUGAAAUACUUGAAGAGGCUUCCAUUUUCUUGCAGUCACCUACGGCACCCUCGCUACUGGCCUUUGUGGAAAUGCAGCGCUCUGAUCGCCAGCUGUGCCUACGUGCUGAAGGACAGAGAUUUAGCCGAGCUGCCUGCCUGCUAGGAGGAGCACACACAGUCUGGGGGGCAGGAAGACAUGGCUGUAAGCAGUCUUUCCUUUAGGGGGAUUCUAGGUGAAACUGCCUUCCUAUUCCUAAAUUGGACUGAUCAGGCCAACUUACUUGAUGCUGUCUGCCCCAGGAUGGCUGUGGGUUGUGGUGGAACUGCAGAAUGCCCGUGGUGGCAGCCAAGCCCAGCAGACCAUGCUGGUCUCACCUUGCAUGGUCCUUCCAGCACGGGGCAGGUGGUGGCAUCCUGCUCAAAAGGAAUUUAUUUGGCUACUUGCAGCCUUCUCUGAGCUGUGGUGGGGCACGUGGGGCAGUGGUAUCCUCGCAGCAUUUCAGUUCAUUCUUACAAAUGCUUGUCUUCUCUUUUCUUCUCCUCUCACUCCCCUUCUGUAAAUACCCAAACCAUUUGGAUAAGUGAGCAGCGCCCUCUUUUAUGAUGAAAAUAAGAAUGAUUUAUUUAUUUCCUGACAUACUCUUGGAUCAUCUCUAGGGCUAAUAGGAAUCCAGUCCUGGUUUUAACUUGAAUUUCUUUUAUUUUACAUGUAUGUAUAAUUUGAGUUAUUUUGAUUUUGUACCUGUUAUUUUGCAAAAAUUUGCACCGAGCCACUCUGAAUCGUGCACUUCCCCAGUUGUUUUGAUUUUUAGGGAAAAUUAAAGCUGGUGGCUUUCCUUUGUAAAUUGAAGUAA